Molecule: messenger RNA, 829 nt
Organism: Cicer arietinum (chickpea)
Lineage: Eukaryota; Viridiplantae; Streptophyta; Magnoliopsida; Fabales; Fabaceae
Biological process (GO): rRNA processing
Molecular function (GO): peptidyl-prolyl cis-trans isomerase activity; DNA binding
Source: RefSeq, a predicted model, not a curated record
CUAGCAACAACGUAAACACGAAAGAAGCGAAAUGAAAGGAGAUUCUGAUUCUCCACUGGUGUGAGUGAGGAGUCUUCAUCGUUGAUUUUGCUUCCUCGAUUUCAUAGUCUGCAACUUUUCCUUAGAUUUGUGCUUAAAGAGUUGUUGGAAGAAUGGGAAAAGACGCAAAGGCAAAGGAGUCAGGAGGGAAGGGUAAGGGAAAGCAAGCUGCAAGUGGAAGCGAUGAGAAUGCUUCCAAGGGAAAAGGAAAAGGUGCGAAAGGUGGAGAUGGGCUUGGUACUUGCACUUAUGUCAAAGCAAGACAUAUCUUAUGUGAGAAACAAGGUAAGAUUAACGAAGCGUACAAGAAGCUGCAGGAUGGUUGGCUUAGCAAUGGGGAUAAGGUCCCUCCAGCUGAGUUUGCAAAGGUAGCCCAAGAGUAUUCUGAAUGUCCAUCAGGAAAGAAGGGUGGAGACCUUGGAUGGUUUCCACGAGGAAAGAUGGCUGGGCCAUUUCAGGAAGUUGCCUUCAACACACCUGUUGGAGUUACUAGUGCUCCAUUCAAAUCAACGCAUGGCUACCAUAUUAUCUUAUCUGAAGGAAGAAAGAACUGAUUCCUGGAUCAGAAUGAAGCUGAAUUUCAAUGGCAUUAGAGCACUUAAGUGUUGUCUGGUUAAAAUGAUCGGAUGUUGCAUGCAUUCCUUAACCGACUGUGGUUGAUAAUGUAAACCAACACUUUAUCAUAUGUAAACUGAUCUUGCUUUCUAAUACUUUUGAGAUCAUAAUAUAUGUGAAUGUUGAUGGUUACUGCAUUUGUUGUGACAUUUAUUAUUGCUUUUUUUGUGUGAAA